Chrysoperla carnea is the source of this 566-nucleotide messenger RNA. RefSeq names its product dynein axonemal light chain 1-like. The record is from RefSeq and is a predicted model, not a curated record. Gene Ontology annotation, molecular function: protein kinase binding. Gene Ontology annotation, cellular component: cytoplasm. NCBI's taxonomy places the organism in Eukaryota, Metazoa, Arthropoda, Insecta, Neuroptera, Chrysopidae. Bases 3 to 566 code for a protein of 187 amino acids. The transcript has a single exon.
AAAUGGGUACUCUGAAAGACGCAUUAGAUAAAUGGCAAGCUGCACAUCCUGAUACGAAGCUUGAACAUGCAUCGGAUGUUGGUUUACAAUUUCAUUAUCCUCCAAUUGAAAAAAUGGAUAAUGCAUUAGCAGUUUUGAAAAAAUGUGAAAAGCUAAGUUUAUCUACAAAUAUGAUCGAAAAAAUAUCUGGUUUACAAGUAUUAAAACAUUUAAAAAUUUUAUCCCUUUCCCGUAAUUACAUAAAAACGUUUGCUGGUUUGGAUACAGUAGCUGGAACACUUGAACAACUUUGGAUAUCUUAUAAUAAUAUUGAAAAAACUCGAGGUAUUGAUAAUUUAAAGAAAUUAAAAGUAUUGUACGUCGGUUAUAAUAAUAUUAAAAAAUGGGAAGAAUUUGAUCGAUUUGCUAAUUUACCACAUUUGGAAGAUUUUGUAUUUGUUGGUAAUCCUUUAUGGGAACAGGAUGAAACUAAAUGUAGAAAAGAAAUACUUAAAAGAAUUCCACAUUUAAAAAUUUUGGAAGGUGAACCAAUAGUAGGAGACGAUGAGGAAGAUGAUGAUGAUUAA